Messenger RNA from Cercocebus atys (sooty mangabey), 4683 nucleotides. RefSeq names its product transmembrane protein 235 (gene TMEM235). Gene Ontology annotation, cellular component: apical plasma membrane. The record is from RefSeq and is a predicted model, not a curated record. NCBI's taxonomy places the organism in Eukaryota, Metazoa, Chordata, Mammalia, Primates, Cercopithecidae.
AUGGCCCGGCUGCGUGUGCUGCUCAGCUUCGCGCUCCUGGCCGCCGCGGUCGCCAGCGACUACUGGUACAUCCUGGAGGUGGCGGACGCCGGCAAUGGCAGCGCCGGGCCCGGGCGCGCAGAGCUGCUCUCCUCGCACUCGGGGCUCUGGCGCGUCUGCGAAGGGCAGAACAGCUGCAUCCCGCUGGUCGACCCUUUCACCAGUGAGAGCCUGGACGUCUCCACCUCGGUGCAGCACCUCGUCUUGCUGCACCGCGCAGUCAUGGUGGUCCUGCCCCUGAGCCUGGUCCUUCUCGUAUGCGGCUGGAUCUGCGGCCUGCUCAGCUCCCUGGCCCAGAGCGCGCCUCUCCUGCUCUUCACCGGCUGCUACUUCCUGCUGGGGGGUGUCCUAACCCUGACGGGGGUCAGCAUCUACAUCAGCUACUCGCACCUGGCCUUCGAGGAGACAGCGCGGCAGUACGGCCCACAGCACGUGCAGGGCGUCCGCGUCAGCUUCAGCUGGUCCAUGGCCCUGGCCUGGGGCUCCUGUGCCUCAGAGGCAUUCAGCGGAGCCCUCCUGCUCUCGGCAGCCCAGACCCUCAGCCUGAGCCCCCCACUCUGUGGUCAUCUGAGCCCCCAGCAGAGGGGGAGACUGAGGCCCAGAGCGGCAGAGGGACUCACCCAGAUCACCCGGUACCAGAGAGAUGCCAUUUCAGGCCAAGGUUUCCCUGGCCUCGUUCUGUCCACUCUCCCUGGAGGGCCGGCUUGGUGGAGAAGAGGCUGAGGAGAGGGCCCGAGAGCCCCCUCCGACUUGCAGGUGUUGGGGGGCGAGGAGCUGAGCCAGCCAGAUGUGCCUCUCUGUCCGCUCCCUUGUUUUCAAGCCUGCUAGUACAAAGGUGAGCAAACACUGUCACCAGCUGUGCACGUGUCUGUCCAUCCAGAGGUGUUCUGAGAGCGUGUGUGCCCAUGUGUGUCCACUGUGAAGUCAUCUGCAGACACACAAGCCUACUUAUUCCAAGGUCAGCACAGGGAGGCCGGGGCCUGGGGCUCCGUGUUGGAAACGGGGGCUGGCUUCGUGGGCAUGUCCUCUCAGCUUGCGGGGAAAGGUGUGGGGGACUCCUUCCCUCCUCCUGGCCCCCCGCCUCUGCUGAGGAGGCUUCUCCCGGGGGUUUGCUGGGAAGCCAGGGGUGUGAGCCUAACUUCAGGCUUCUCACGGCAGGUGGGCUUGGGCUCUGGGGAUAGGACACUGGGGAAGACACACCGGGGAGGGGCUGCUGGGACCAGCAGAGUUCCCGGAGAGUGUGUGUGUCGGGGGGGAUGUGCUGCUUGCACCUUCCCUUCCAGAACAGACCUGCCCACCUUGCCUCCACCUGUUCUAGGGGGUGUGGAAUUCAGCCAGGCCAGGUAACUUCUUCACUCUCUCAUUGGCCAGCCACAGCCCUCACCCUCUGAUUGGCCGACCCUCACCCUGUAGUUGGCUAGUGGACUCCCUCAUGCUCUGAUUGGCUAGUCAACUCCUUCACUCUGAUUGGCCAACCACAUCCCUCACCCUCUGAUUAGCUAGUUGACGCCACUCUGGCCAGUUAAUGCGCCACACUCUCUGAUUGGCCAGUGUUCCUCCCCCUCUGAUUGGCCAGUUAACUCCACUCUCUGGCUAGUCUCCACAGUGAUUGGCCCAAGGGUUCUGUCUGUGUUCAUGGUUCUCUGAGUGUCAGGCUUUGCAGGUGUGAUUAAGAGGCGGAUGAGUGCCUCCCAGGGAAGAGACAGUGCAUGGUUCAAGGUCACCCAGAAUAGACAAUAUGACAUCAGGCUCAAAUGGUGCUGCAUUGUUUACAGCAAGAGGAGAGCGCCGGUGCAUCCAAUCCCCUUGUAGUGGUGGUUCCCACGGUUGGAUCCACUGGCCCAAGUGGGCCUCUUUCUUCGAUUUUUCUUAGAACUUUUCAAAAUAGGUAACACAUGCCUGUGUGUCACAAAUAGCACAAAGGCGAGUAAACACUGUCACCAGCUGUGCACCCGUCUGUCCAUCCAGAGGCGUCCUGUGCGUGUGUGUGAGCAAGCGCCCGUCUGUCCAUCCAGAGGUGUCCUGUGCGUGUGUGUGAGCAAGCGUGUGCGCGUGUAGGAAAGCAGCCCUGACUCAGAGGCCCUUCCCCCAGCAUCGAAGGUUCUUGCUCCUCUCACCACAGCAAAGCCCUUUCUCCAGGGAUGGCCCAGCUCCGCCAGGUCCUGGGCGUACUUGCAUCCCACUCUGGCACGUUUAUCUGCACCACCUGGUGGGUGCCCCUGCCAGGGGCCUGACCUCUGUGAGGACAGGGGCCUCUCAUGAGCUCAGGCCCUAAGCCCAGCUGGCAUUUAUAAAUGCAGUAGGCAGCCCCCAAGUGAGCCCUCAUCUGUCCUCAUCUGCUGGUGCUCACCCCUCUGUCGGCCUUACCACACUGAGUCAGAGCUGACUUCGGUGUCAAGUAAGAAGUACCAGCGUGGGAAGAGGUCAUAAAAACGCAGCUUCUGCCUCGGUCUCAGACUGCUCACCCUAGGGGAAGCAAGUCAUCAGACAGCGAAGACACCCAGGAAGCCCUGAGGAGAUGUUCACGUGGGCAGGACUGAGGCCUCCGCCACCAACAGCAGCAGCGCGUCAGCUGUGUGAGCACACCACCUGCAAGAGGAUUAUUCAGCUAAUGCAGUUCUCACUGAUGUCUUGACUGCAGCCUCGUGAGAAACUGAACAGCGGCAUGCACACCACGUGGCCAGUGUGGGCCAUCUCAUCAGCGCUCCCAGCCCGCAACCCAGCCACGCUCACCAUCACUAUGUCUGUCUCCGUGAAGGUGGGAUCAAGGGAGCAGACGGACAACACCAGCUCCUGGAGUCCUAGGCCAGGCCCUGAGGUGAGUGGAGACCACCCCAGGCUCUGACCCUGACCCCAUUGUCCAGAGAGGUCACCCGGGAGGCAGGGGGCAGUCCAGUUGCCGUGGGGGAAGGAAGAGCCUGGCCUUUGCAGUCACACAGACUGGGCUCUGCUGCGUUUAGCUGUGUGAUCUCAGACAAACCUAUGACCUCUCUGGGCCUCUGUUUCCUCAUUGUGAAGUAGGGACGUCAGGGGGUUGUUGGAGGACUCAGUGAAGAGAUGAAAGACCCGGGUUAGAGGCUCUGCCAGACUCUGCGGAGCAUUACAAUUCUGGCCACCCACCGAGGGCUGCCUCCGGCUGGACUCUGCACUCAGUAGGACCUGCUGAAGCAGCUGGUGCCCUGGGUCCCGCCCUAGUGACUCAACGGCCACCCUGAGUCCCAGGGUCCAGAAGCCUGCAGACCUGCUGGGGGACCCUCCAUGGCACAGCUCAAGCCAAGUCAGAGGAAGCACAGGGAAGCGAGGGUGGAGUGUCCUGUCCAGGCACCUUUGGUGAAUCUCUGGGCGUUCCCGUGGUCCCGCUGCAGUGCCUGCUCUGUGUCAGCCAGUCCCACCAGGGCCGCCGCGGCCAGCACCCCCACCUGGUGCACGCCUCCACCCAGGGCUUUUUGGAGGCACCAAGCUUCUUCAAUGAAGUCCUUGAGCCUCCCAGCACCCUACUGGGGCGCCCAGGCCCUGGGAGGUGGCGAGGAGAGACUCCUGCCAGCCCACAUCCCUGUCCUUGGCCCGGGGUAGGCACAGAUGCAUAGCCCUGUCUGCAGAGGUGUUAAAGGGGAACCUGCGGCCGGCUGCCAGGGAUGGAGCUCAGGAAUCCAACACUGCCUCCUGCUGGGGCGCCCCACCCCACCUGUCUGUGGGAGGCCAGCCCAGGGCUUUCCCACCUCGGAGAGGCAGAAAGACACAGAGUCACAGUGCUCCACAAUGUGGGUGGUGGGACAUGCAGGGCCAGUGCCAUGUUCAUCAGCUGGGCCCCAUCCAGGUGGACCUGGGCCCUGUAGGUCUGGGCCUGGAGGUGCACCUGGGGACGAGGUGCAGGCAGUCAGAGGGGCCGGGCCUGAGGGAGGCAUAGAGGGAAGAGGGGUCUGGGCUUAGCUGCCUGAGGAAUCAUGAGGGAUCAGGAGACCUGGCUGGUGACUGGCUCUGGCGAUCUGGGACCUGAGCAGUCAGGCUGUGCUGCCUGAGCCUCCGUGCUGGGCUCUGGGAGGGGCUGGGGGUGCACAUUUAACCCAGCUUUGUCGCACACUGACCAUGGGCCAAAUGCUAGCCGUGGGCCAAGGGUAAAUGUGUGUCACCUCAUUUAGGCUUCACGACAACUCAAGGGAGACGCCACUGCUCCCAUUUCACAGGCAAGGAACGCAAGGCUUGGAGGGUUAGGCUGCUGCCUAAUUAGUGUCUGGUAAACAGCAGAGCUCCGACACUGCGGCGUCCUCACCUCGCAUGUGGGUGGCAAGGACCAGGUGGAGGGCACUCACACACGCUCGUUCCUACAGCCUGACGGGGCAUGUGUUUCCAGGCCAAGGCAGCAGACCCUGGUGCUGCUCUGGGACUCGGCUCUCGGGGCUUGGAGGUGGGGGCAUCUCUGCUCUUGGGCUGCUGCAGGCACUAGGGGCCCUGGCCUGGGGCAAUAAUUCCCUUUGUGUCUCAGCCUAGGACCAUACAUGUGUCCUUCCUGUGACAGGUCUGGCCACUGAUGGGUGCCCAUGGCACAAAUCAGAGGGGACUGAACCCCAGGAUGGGCCAGGGGCACAGGAAGCCAGGAUCAGGCUGGUGGAGGGCGCACAGUGGUGGGGCCGGGCCUACCUGGCG